AUGGGCGUGUUUCAGCUUGCAAAGCCAGGGGCUCUGACCUCAGAGUUCAUUUUAAGGCAAGUUUAUGCUAAUUUUGACAUGUUUUUCUUGAACACAAGAGAGACUGCCCAUGCUAUUCGGAAGUUGCCUUUGGUCAAGGCUAAAAGGUACUUAGAGGAUGUUCUUAUCCACAAACAAGCCAUCCCAUUCACACGCUUCUGUCGUGGAGUUGGGCGCACUGCUCAGGCAAAGAAUCGCCAUUCAAAUGGACAAGGACGUUGGCCUGUUAAAUCGGCAAGAUUUAUUCUGGAUUUACUGAAGAACGCCGAGAGUAAUGCAGAAGUUAAGGGCUUGGAUGUGGAUUCGCUUUACAUAUCUCACAUCCAGGUUAACCAAGCACAAAAGCAGAGGCGUCGCACAUACCGUGCUCAUGGAAGAAUCAACCCUUACAUGUCAUCUCCCUGCCACAUCGAAUUGAUUUUAUCCGAAAAGGAAGAAGCUGUCCCGAAAGAGCCUGAUACUCAGUUGGCUCCUAGGAAGGCCAAUAAGAAUCAAGCUCUACGUAGUGGAGCUUCUUCUUGA
Molecule: messenger RNA, 561 nt
Organism: Ilex paraguariensis (yerba mate)
Lineage: Eukaryota; Viridiplantae; Streptophyta; Magnoliopsida; Aquifoliales; Aquifoliaceae
Source: the annotation of a GenBank genome assembly